UAAAGGUAGGCUCAUUCGGAGACCUGUGAGGGAUUAUAGAAACAGCAGCACAGGCCAGCAUCGAAUAGAAACAAAGCCGCAGCCUUUAAAAGAAAGGAACAACCACAGCAAUGCUUGCAAUGUUUAGACAUAUAAGAGACAACAGAAGAAGGCACCUCAGAAAAGAAAGCCCACCUUCAGAAGAAGAGACCAGCAAAGGUGCUGACUGUAUGCUGAAAAAACCAUGGAGGUCAUUUGAUCUGUCAUCUGGAGGAAGAAAACAACUGAUGGAUGAGAUCGCAGGAUAUAAGCCUCCCUUAAAAUCUGUGCCAAAAAUCCGGGUUCUGUUCAUUGGGCAAAUUAGUGCUGGGAAGUCCAGCUUUUUCAACUCAGUAGAUUCUGUUUUCCAGGGCCACGUGCUUCAUCUUGCAGCGACAGGAGCAGAUGACAAAAGUGUGACAAGGAAGUACAGGACCUAUGAAGUGAAAAACAGAAGCACUGGAAAGCCAUUGCCCAUCAUCUUCUGUGACACCAUGGGGCUAGAAGAAGGAGAAUUUGCCAGCCUGAAAAUGGAUGAUGUGAUCAACAUAUUAAAAGGACACAUUCCUGAUGGGUAUCAGUUUAAUCCAAGUGCAGCUAUGCAACCAAGUGCCCCCGGCUACAUUAAGUCUCCAUCACUGAAGGACCAGAUUCACUGCGUUGUGUUUGUCAUUGAUGGAUCCAAGGUUGAAAUCCUCUCUGAGAAGAUGGAAGGAAAGCUAAAAGAAAUUCGACAAAAAGUUAUUGAGCUUGAAUUGCCACAGCUUGCAUUACUUACUAAAGUGGAUGAAAUUUCCUCUUUUCUUAAAGAAGAUGUUUCAGAUGUGUACAAAAGCCAAGCUGUUAAAGAAAAGUCUCCUGAGUUCUUGGCUAGAGUCUUUAACGGGAUGUAUGACUGA
Messenger RNA from Pogona vitticeps (central bearded dragon), 917 nucleotides. The record is from RefSeq and is a predicted model, not a curated record. Lineage: Eukaryota; Metazoa; Chordata; Lepidosauria; Squamata; Agamidae.